GAUUCGGAGCAGCUCAAAAUGGUGGCGUCGCAGCGAGAUAACUGCAGCUCCCGGAAAAUCGGCGCGGCAGCAGCCUCUAUAGCUCUUGACCUCUCCUGACGAUGUGUGCGGAAAGUUCAAGUUCGUUCGCGCGAAUACGAAAAAAUAGCUGCUUGCUUAUCUGUACAUUAUGUGAUAGAUAACUCGCGAGAGAAUUAGUAGCGCAGCAGAUGCUGGCGAGAUGAUUCUUGUUGAAUAAUUAUAGUCACGAGUCGUUCGCCGUCGCGCCAGGUGCAGCGCGAGAGAAAAUUGCUCUACUUAGACCGAAUCAAAGUCGCGCGGGUACGGCGGGCGCUCAUUCUUACGCAUCAGGCAGUUAUAGAAGCAAAAUCGGAGCCGCGAAUUUUCGAGCAUAGGCGUGCGGACCAGCUGAGCGUCAGCUGCUGGCUCAUGCAAAUUUCCCGCCAGAGGGAGAUUGGCGACACCAUGCAGCGUCGGCAUCGCGAAUUACUGCACACUCGAGUAGAUAAUUUUUGCCAUGAAUUGCCAUGAUGUCGUCCGGGUCUCGCGCAGGCGCAGCUACCGCGGCAUCGGCGAACGCAUGCGUCGCGGCCAGAUAUUGUUGGAGGGGCGUGUAGAAAGGAGGCCAUAUUGUACAGUUAAAUUGAAAGAAAGAAAGGAAAAUACAAUUCGGCCGAGUGUAUAAGCAGCGGCAGCGUCCUCCCCUUGACAAUUGGAUCUCGUGCUCGGUCUACAGCAGCUCCUAAUCGCGGAGCAACAGCCUUCCUCCACGUCUACCGUCUACAGCCUCUGCAUUUCGGAGUAGACGUCGCCGUCGUCGUCGUCGUCGACAACCCUGCUGUGUGCCGUGAGCUGUCUCUCUCGCUCCGCCGCAUUUUGUAUAUAAAUACAGAGAGAGAGACGGGAGAAGCUCGUCGUGUACGUGCGUGAGAGAGAGAGAGAGAGAGAGAGAGAGAGAGAGAAAGAGAAGAGAAGAGAGAGAACUGUGCUGCCGCUGCCAACUUGGUGUGUGUUGUACAGCGCCAGGGGGAGAGAGAGAGAGAGAGACGAGGAGGUUGUUCGCGAGUCGAGAGAUCGGUGCACCGUCCGUCCAAGAAGAAGAGGAGAGUUGUGUACCAGAGAGGCAAGUCGUCGGCGCAUCUGACAAGCUGAAAUGGGCACCCGGGACGACGAGUACGACUAUCUCUUCAAAGUGGUUCUCAUUGGGGACUCUGGAGUAGGAAAGAGUAAUCUUCUGUCACGAUUCACAAGAAAUGAAUUCAACCUCGAGUCCAAGUCCACUAUUGGUGUGGAAUUUGCAACAAGAAGUAUACAAGUAGAUGGUAAAACGAUCAAAGCUCAGAUAUGGGACACUGCUGGACAAGAACGCUACCGUGCUAUCACAUCUGCGUACUAUCGAGGUGCUGUAGGGGCAUUACUGGUUUAUGAUAUUGCAAAACAUUUGACGUAUGAAAAUGUAGAGAGAUGGUUGAGAGAACUGCGUGAUCAUGCCGAUCAGAAUAUCGUUAUUAUGCUGGUCGGCAACAAGUCAGACUUGAGGCAUCUACGAGCUGUGCCCACAGAUGAGGCUAAAACCUUUGCCGAAAAAAAUGGUCUUUCUUUUAUAGAGACAUCAGCUUUAGAUUCGACCAAUGUUGAAACAGCAUUUCAAAAUAUUUUAACAGAGAUAUACAGAAUCGUCUCGCAGAAACAAAUAAGAGAUCCUCCUGAAGGAGACACAAUUCGACCACAAAAUGUAGAACCAAUUGAUGUUAAGCCAACAAUGAGUUCCGAAGGAAUGCGUAAACAGUGCUGCCAGUGACGUGGUGUUUGUUUAUCGAAUGAUUUGCUUUACGAAUGCAGAGAGAGAGUGACACAGAGAGAGGGACGAGAGGAGUGGCGGCCGUUGGUAGAUGUAGCAGGUGCGUAAGCGCACGAGAGCCAAGACUAUGUGUACGGGCCUAUAAUAAUCUCGUAUGCUAGAGAAGGGUUAUUGUCAGCCCCCACCACAGCGAGAGGAUACCGCAGAUUAUCCACACAGACAGAGAGAAAUAUCACAGUAACACACACGCGUGCAAAACGCAACUCUUGGUUCGCCUAAAUAUCGUACCGGUCAACUGUGCGGCUCUCCCCAGAUACAUUGCACGACGGCGUAAUAGCGAGUGAUCUUAAGCAUGCAGACAACACAAAAACGUCAACACAACUUUGCACCCAGAUUAUAAACGUCAUUAUACAAAACGAAUAAUACAAACGGAUGGAAAAACAGCAUACACACACACACACACAAACAUAAACAAAUGCGAGAGAAUAAGUAGAGAUAAAAACCAGACACACGUACACGCGCUGAACAACAAAAAAGGCCCACGCACUCUGUUCUUCUCUUACUAAUGAACCCAGCCCCAACCAAGAAAUAUGAAGUUCGCCUUCUUUACUCCAUCUAUCAUUUCUCCGCCUCUCUCUUCAACUCUUUCUCUGUCCUUUUAAAUCCUUCGCUCAUGUACGCAUACGUAAUAAAAUGUACACAAAGCAUUCGCCUUCGAUGCGUAUGUGAAGCGGACACAUGCGAUAAAAUUACACACUCGGAAUCACACGCGUCACAAACACGAUAUGAGUGUGGAAAAAAUGGUAAAAAAAUGAAUGCGAGGGCAGAUAGAUAUACAUAUAUUAUGUUAUUGAUAAUUAAAUGUUGUAUUACCGCUUCUUUGUAAUACAUAUAAUAAUUCUUCUUCUCAACGCAUAAUGUGAUCAUGAAUAUAUAAACAAUUUGUAAUAUGUAAUAUAUUUAUGACGAAAAUCAGGAAAAAUUAAAACACACGUGGUUGCUGGCCGCCAAGCCGUGCGCAUAAGAUUCUAUGUUCGUGGAUGAGUCGAGAAAAUCCGAGGGGAUUUGUUUUAAUGUGGUUUUAGUGCUCUGCCGUGAGAGAACUAAGAAAUUAUAAUAAUGGAACAGUUAAAAGCAGCCAGGUAGAUAUCAUCCUCCGACCUCCACCCAAGUUGAUUAUCGUCUCGCUCUCACGUGAUCAUUAUGCAAAAGAAACAAGUUCGCGUUUCUGUAAAUUUUGAAAGUAAUUUCAUUUUCAUUUGUGAUACAUUAUGAGUGGCCGAAAUAUAAGAUUACGUUAAUUAUCAUACUUCCUAAUAAUAAAAGAAAACAAAAAAAAAACUACAAUUAAUAACUAAGCGUCACGAGGUCUUUACUCAGUUUUUUACUCGGCGGGCUUAUGAAACACGUUGACUUUUUAGCAAGAAAUUUUUAAUAUUUUUUUUACUCAAUGCGUUGAAGGUUGGCUCUUGGUAAAGUUUUUUGUGAGGAAGAACAACGUCAAUUUCGUGCGGUUCUUUCUAACAGACGACACGUUAACAUGCGAUUUACUCGAAUUAUGAUAAUAGAUUGUGAGAAAUCUUAGGGAAGGAAUUAAAAUUUCAAGAUUUAUUAAAAGUAAUAACGAUGAUAAAAAAUAAAAAAAAUAAACGGGGUGUGACCUCAAUGUUAUAUCAAAUGCAAUGGCCAUUCCCAAGUCUUACGUGCUUAUUUUUUACGAGAGGCUUUAUUGGUUUCUAGAACAAUUGCGAAGUAUUUAUGAGUAAUGGGAAAACGAAGAAUAAGUAAAAGAGAGAAGAAAAAAAGUGAAUCCGAGAGUGUAUCUCUUAUUAUAAUUGCCUUGAACUGCGUGAUGAGACCCAGAACAUUGAUGAUGAAGACGACGACAACGAUAACACGAGGACGAUAUAACAUUAUUUUGAGUACUUGCUGUCUAAAAAAACGAAUAUCCUUUCUACUCGCGCGUAACAGUACAUACACGCGUCGCAUGCUCGCGUGCGCGCGCUACCCGCAUAUUUUAUUCGAGCGAAAUCAAGUAUAGGCAAACUUCAAAUAAAGCAGUAAAAAAACCUUAUUACAUUAGAAAAGCAAAAAAAAAACUUGAAAGCGAGAAAGAAUGCAUUGUAUAAAUUGAGAUGUACUAACGCUUUUGUGCACCCACACGAGAGAUUAACGAAAAAAUUUAAGUAAGUACUUAUCGUAAUGCUUUAGACAAGAAAAAUGCCACUGGGAUGAAUUAAACUCGACGUUAUGAAAACACUAUGUUAUGCGUAAUUCUCUAACCUUUUAUUGUUAAUCGCUAUAUUAUUUAAUAAUCUUUUUUUUAACGAAUCUGUUCAUACAAUUAAUUUUAUUUCGUUGAUCUUAUACACUGAUGGAAAUAAAAGAUUAACGAAAAUUA
This is a messenger RNA of Nasonia vitripennis (jewel wasp), 4202 nucleotides long. RefSeq names its product ras-related protein Rab-11A (gene Rab11). Gene Ontology annotation, cellular component: recycling endosome. The coding region runs from base 1154 to 1801 and encodes 215 amino acids. The record is from RefSeq and is a predicted model, not a curated record. Gene Ontology annotation, biological process: exocytosis. Lineage: Eukaryota; Metazoa; Arthropoda; Insecta; Hymenoptera; Pteromalidae. The transcript has 5 exons. Gene Ontology annotation, molecular function: GTPase activity; GTP binding.